Molecule: messenger RNA, 1263 nt
Organism: Coniophora puteana RWD-64-598 SS2
Lineage: Eukaryota; Fungi; Basidiomycota; Agaricomycetes; Boletales; Coniophoraceae
Exons: 7
Coding region: 1-1260 (419 amino acids)
Source: RefSeq, a predicted model, not a curated record
AUGAAUCAUUGGAGACAGUAUCAGCGUUUGCUCCGCUAUAUCCAAACCGUCGAUCGGAAGAAGAUUGGAAACUUCUUUCGUAAUGUUACACCAAGUGCCACCAAAGAAGACGUUAGUGUUCGCCCGAAGCGCUCCGACGUGGCUGUAUAUGCGAUGAGCAUUGCAACUCUCGGGCAUCUCUGCAGCUUUCUACACGUCACCUUAUUUGCUCUGCAUGUUAUCUUGUUUGCAUUGCGUGCUGGAUCCGUGGACCACCGAAUGAUGGUCCCCAUAACUGGAAACAACUCUAGGAUCUCUACAGCGUUGAGCCUUUACUCGACGAUUCUGGUGGCAAUAACCCAGCGUCUUGGUAUGCUAAAUGUGAUUCGCCGCCGGCAAAAACUCACGGUGCUCGCCGACGCCUCGAGCGCAUGGUUUGGCUUGGGCAGUGCAUUGAUGGGGCUGUGGGCUAACAUUCGCAGACCUGCCGGUAUUGUUUCUUCUGCAAUUAUCGCGGUCUACUCGGCAUCUAUCAUGUCACUUCACGUCGUUAGCGGGAGUAUUAUGUCGCUCACGCCUUUCAACCAAACCGAGGUCACAAAUGUGCCGACUUUGAUAGCUUGGCCUAGUUCUUCGACGUUCUCGGAGAUGCAAAACGUGGAUUGGCAGACAAUCACUUCUCUCGUCUCUAAUUUAGGGAAACUAAAUACGUUCAAUACCCAAGGUCUUGAUAAUGCAACCUUGUAUGACACUUUCCAGCAGCCAAACCCUGCCACUGGGACAGCACAGUUGAACGCAACCACAAUUGGCUUUGACUGUGGGCUCAUUCCAAAGGCUAAUAUGUCCUUGUCGUUUUGGAGUAACGACUCAUCUUGGGAGCUGGAUUACUCUACGGGUGAAAUGAAUUUUUCCCAAGUUGCUUUUCAGCUUCCCUGUGCAGGCCAGACACAAAAUUACUAUGAUUUAUCCGAUGUAAUGUCAUCAGUGUUCUCUCAUAAAGAUGAAAAUAGUCUAAUUGCGUACACGCUCACGGUUUCCCCAACCAUGCCGUCCUCGUCCAUCGCGGAUUAUGCCCUACCAAUCACGUGGUACACGGGUGGCGUUGGAGAGAGAAUUGUACAGACAAAUGCGCUUCAGAAAGACCCGUUAAGCGCAAAUGAUGGGCCAUACAGAGACUGGCAAGGACUUUUGGAAGGAAUGACUCUAUCGUCUCUGUUGGACAAUAGCGUCAUGUCAGCAUGGAUUCUACGUUCGAGUAUAUGUAUCUCAACGAUACCAUGACAG